This is a messenger RNA of Scatophagus argus, 1346 nucleotides long. Its product is annotated as nuclear distribution protein nudE homolog 1-A-like. NCBI's taxonomy places the organism in Eukaryota, Metazoa, Chordata, Actinopteri, Scatophagidae. Gene Ontology annotation, biological process: mitotic centrosome separation; vesicle transport along microtubule; establishment of mitotic spindle orientation. Gene Ontology annotation, cellular component: kinesin complex; kinetochore; centrosome. Gene Ontology annotation, molecular function: microtubule binding. The transcript has 9 exons. The record is from RefSeq and is a predicted model, not a curated record. The coding region runs from base 207 to 1244 and encodes 345 amino acids.
ACGAAGCUGUGUUUGGAUUUGGUUGGUGAGUCGAGCUCCAUCCUAACGUAAUAAGAGAUUAGUUUGUACAGUCACGAUACGUUUGUUGCACAAACCCGGCGAAUUUUACUGGCUUCCCUCGAAAUACAUUCCCUCAACUAUGUUUUAAUCGACCCUUAUAUGCAGCUGAUCUCCCAUCCCCAUUGUCCUGACACAAAGCAGCAGACAUGGUAGAGCCAACAACGCACAAGUUUGCUUCUCUAGAAGAGGAGUUGAGCUUCUGGAAGGAGCAGACAGAGAGGCAUCAGCAAAGGGCUGAUGAGGCUCAGGCGGAGCUGCAGGAGUUUCAGCAGAUGAGUCGAGACUAUGAAGCCGAACUGGAAGCUGAGCUGAAGCAGUGUGAGGCUCGAAACAAAGAGCUGCUUUUUGACAACAACCGACUUCGCAUGGAACUGGACAGCAUAAAGGAGAAAUUUGAGGCUCAACACUCUGAUGCUUUUAGGCAUAUCUCAACUUUGGAGGAGGAUCUGGCACAAACCAGAGCAGUGAGAGAUCACCUGCAGAAAUACAUCCGAGAGCUUGAACAGUCCAACGAUGACCUGGAGAGGACCAAAAGGGCUACCAUCAUGUCCCUGGAGGACUUUGAGCAGCGGAUGAACCACGUCAUUGAGAGGAAUGCCUUUCUUGAGAGCGAGUUGGAUGAGAAAGAGAACCUCCUUGAGUCUGUCCAAAGGCUCAAGGAUGAAGCCAGAGACCUUCGGCAAGAGCUGGCUGUACGUCAGAAGGAACGACGGCCGUCCAGCAGCCUGGGCAAAGACACAGAUCGAGCAGAUGUGCCGUGCCCCUCGGCUGGCAACCCCUCCAUUCCUGUCACACCCUCCAGACCUAUCAGCUCAUUCGCCACGCCCCCUGCUUCCAGCAUUCGACGAGGGGAUGGUCUAACUGGGACUCCCCUCACUGCGUCUACUAGAAUAUCUGCACUCAACAUUGUAGGAGAGCUGCUGAGAAAAGUUGGAAAUCUUGAGUCAAAGCUGGCGUCCUGUCGGGACUUUGUGUACGACACGUCUGUCAGCCGACCAGCGCUUCCGGCCGGCCCUGGGAGUCCUCCCGGUUUAGAAAGAGGCGCUGAGGUUCAAGCUGCCAGUAUGAGCCCCCCUCCUCAGUAUGACAGUUUAGUGAAGCGGUUAGAGUUUGGACCAGCUCCCCCGAGAGGAGUCCCUCAGGGAGCACAGUCUCCUCAGGGAGGGGUCAAGAUUCUGCUCUGAGAGGAAAAAGAAAUCUAACCACCCACCUCCUCCUUCAAUAACCUGACACUGUCCCCAUGUCCCCUCUGCCUCCUUAAUAAACUACAGCAAUGGGACUUUGAA